AUGGAUUUCCUAGGUAGAGUGGUACGGGAAAUAGAUAAAUUACAAAUAGAUGAUCAUGAUGAGGAGAAGCCUUUUAAUACAAAUUCUUCAACAUCAACUAGUAGUUCCUCUACUACUACUACGACUACAACUACUGAUGUAACAACAACUUCAGAAGAAUCAGGAGAAAAGAAGAAAAAGAAGAAAAAAAAGAAAAAGAAAAAAAAGAGUUCUUCUUCUUCCUUGGAACCAAAAAAUUUAGAAGAAGAUAGUUGUUAUCCUUACAACUAUGGUAAUGUUAUCGCUGUCUACAUUGAUAUAAAGAAACAAUGGAAUGAAGCUAUAUUGGGUAAAUAUUUAAAAGAUGCUGGUUUUAUUAGAGGUACAGAGGUAUCUGAUAGCAACAAGUCUACUCGUAUGCAAUUACAAAUGACUCAAUUAUAUGUUGGAUUUGCAAAAAAGAUAGUUUCGGAAGCAUCACAUUUUAUUGGUGGUCCUAUUGCAACAAAACACCAUGUCAUUGCCACUGGUGAUGAUACUGUCGACUUUGAAAAUGCCUAUUCUAUGAUUGGAUCACAAUUAUUUGAAACAACGUAUAUUUAUCUACCACCGUCCUACACUGUUAUGGCAACUUUGUUCGUAGUGGCAGCAUACUUAUUGGGGUAUCCAGGAUAUGCUAGUGGUCCUAUCCCGAAUAUUGUCAAAUAUGCACUUGUCAGGAUGAAUAUGAUCAUUCCACGCAACAAAUCAGAACUAUGUACCAAGAUUAAACACCUUUUUAAUAUAUACUAUGCUAUACCAGAUCAACAUGGACUGGUUGAAUGGGACAAGUCAAAGUUGACACAAUAUCUCCAACACAACAGCAUCAGACAAUAUAGUACAACUAGAUACCCACCAAAUUCACCCAACUUUCAAUGUAUCAUGGCGAUAUCUAUAUUGAUCAAAGGCUUUAUCAUCAAGAAUAACCCCACCAUCUUUACAAAUGAAAAAGAUUUGGAAUGGGGACUAUCAGAUGGUUCAGUUGAAGAUACACUAGACAGAUUAGGUCGAAUGUCUAUUCCAUUUUGGAAAUCAAGAGAAAAGUGGGCAAACGACAUGCGACUAAAUGUUUUAGGUCUUACGAUUAUAGCAUUUCAAACUGGUGUUGUCAAUUUCGUGUAUCCACCCUUGAUUGAUGAUUGUCUCAAACCAGAGAUAUUACGUAAUUUAGAAAGUAAAAGGUUCCAAUUAGAUGGUAAUAUUCCAACUGCAUUUCAAAAUAUUACUAAUCUUGCAAGUCAAGUUUAA
Messenger RNA from Cavenderia fasciculata, 1266 nucleotides. RefSeq lists its product as uncharacterized. The coding region runs from base 1 to 1266 and encodes 421 amino acids. NCBI's taxonomy places the organism in Eukaryota, Evosea, Eumycetozoa, Acytosteliales, Cavenderiaceae. The record is from RefSeq and is a predicted model, not a curated record. The transcript has 2 exons.